UGGUCCCGGCGUCCCGGACAACAAAUGGCCGUGAACCGACAGAGAGGCAGAGUGUGAUCCAGGUUUCUCUGGUUCUCUCAGUGCGACUACAGUGAGAGCUGCCUCCAUGCCCACAUAGUAGGUUAGAGAGGGCAAGAAGCGCUCUUUAUCCUCACACUCAGUACAUUUCAUUCAUCUGGCAGAAUGAUGGGAGAGUCCUGUUGACACCACGGAGAGAUAUACGCUGAGACCGACUAUGGCUGUGGACGCGGCGUCCAGCUUCAGUUUUUGCCGUGCCUCCCUGGAGCACACGGUGUCUGCUGAGGAGCUGAGCUACCAGCUGCCGCGUCGCGCCGGAGGCAGCAACCUAACCUGGCAUGACGGCCGCGGCCAGAAGACAGCGCACACACGCACCGUCAAACUACUGCAGCAGCCCGGCACAGAGGGCAUUCAGUUGCGUCCGGGUGAAGCCUUCACUGUGUAUCACACCAGUCCUACUCUGUCCAGUCUGUCCAAACCUGUGGUGCUGUGGACUCAGCAGGACGUCUGCAAGUGGCUUAAGAAACACUGUCCACACAACUACCUGACUUAUGUAGAGGCUUUCUCCCAUCACGCCAUCACAGGGCGGGCAUUGCUGCGUUUGAACGGGGAGAAGCUGGAGAGGAUGGGAAUCGUCCAGGAGACGCUGAGGCAGGAGGUCCUCCAACAAGUCCUCCAACUGCAAGUCAGAGAAGAGGUCCGCAACCUGCAGCUCCUUAGUAGAACCUCCUUUGGAAACUUCUCUUAGCUCAUCCCUGGAUCCAUUUGGCAGCCCUUUCCCCUCAUCCUCUGUCACAAUGCAUCUCUAGGAGCCAUGGAGGAGCUGCUGUCUUCAGAUAUGUGAGCGGAGAAUCAAUGAGUGAAAGGGGGAGAGGACAGGCCUAUAGACCACAUGCCAACCAGUCUGGAGGAUUCUCAUUCAACACGGCCAAUCUGGUUUACAGACAGAGACAAAGCCCCGCUCAAGGCAGGGGUACCCACUGUAACAUAGUGAUAAGAUGUAAGAUUCACGCAAGUCAUGAUGUAGGCCUGUCACUGGUAUAUGCUUGAUUACAGAAAAUCUCCUUUUUGGUUUCCUUUCUCAUUUGGAUCCA
Molecule: messenger RNA, 1112 nt
Organism: Micropterus dolomieu (smallmouth bass)
Lineage: Eukaryota; Metazoa; Chordata; Actinopteri; Centrarchiformes; Centrarchidae
Gene: samd10b
Product: sterile alpha motif domain containing 10b
Exons: 5
Coding region: 236-766 (176 amino acids)
Biological process (GO): cell surface receptor protein tyrosine kinase signaling pathway
Cellular component (GO): cytoplasmic side of plasma membrane
Molecular function (GO): protein binding
Source: RefSeq, a predicted model, not a curated record